Molecule: messenger RNA, 1192 nt
Organism: Aegilops tauschii subsp. strangulata
Lineage: Eukaryota; Viridiplantae; Streptophyta; Magnoliopsida; Poales; Poaceae
Source: RefSeq, a predicted model, not a curated record
CUCUCUUGCAGAUCCACUGACCUCCGAGGCUCCGAGGGACAGAGACCAUGGAUAUAACAAGACCACGGUGAGGGCGGCGGCGGCGGCUGAGGAGUACAACAGGUUCGGUGUGGAGACCAAGCAUCCAGCGACUGGGACGAACACAGCCCCCGAGGUACCUCCCUUGGAUUCUUUGCAGAAUUCAUCACACAACAUUGAAGUUCUAUGGGACUGCGACAGCUCUCACAAGGAAAAAGAUUACGGCGAGGGAUGGUCCACCGAUGAGGAGAUCAUGGAUCGUCUGUGGGAGGCUCCGACAAAGAUAACUCCAUUGUCCAAGAAGAAGAAAGUAGAGUUGCAAUAUAUGGAUAACUUCACCGAUGAGUUGUGUGGGCAAGAUUGUAAAAUGUCUAGGCUACCAAAGCAAGCAUGCUGGCAUGACAAAAUAUCAGGACAAGGAUCGUCGUCUGCAGCAAUAUCUAUCAAGCAUGUACUUCAAACUCCUUUGCGGGAAUAUAAAGCAGCAAGAGUAAACAAUGACGAUCACAAGGAGUCCAUCGUGGAUCUCUACCGCGGUGUGGACACGCUAUACUACUUUAUGAGAGGUUGUGAUGAGAAGCUCGAGAAUCUUCACAAGAAAGUUAUGGUGCUUUGUCAAGCUGUCAAGAAGGAAGUAUAGUGGCAAUGUGUGGAGAACUUCACCGAUGAGUUGCGUGACCAUGCAGGCAAGACAAGAUAUUAGGAGAAGGGCCCUCGUCCGCAACACAAUCUAUCAAGCAUGUACUUCCAACUCCUUCCAAAGAAUAUAAAGUAGCCAGAGCAACCAAUGAAGAUCAGUCGGAGUCCAUCAUGGAUCUCUACCGCAGUGUGGACAUGCUAUACCACUUUAUGAGAGAUUGUGAUGAGAAGCUCGAGUAUCUCCAGAAAACAGUCGUGGUACUUGGUCACGCUGUUAGCAACUCUGCACUACCACCACCAUCCAGGGAUCAAGCAUAAUUUAUGGCAGACGACAGCUCUCAAGCUUGGUGGAGGUUUGCCUCGGUAUCGUGGAUGCCUAUUUACAUUAUCUCGCAAAAAAAAAUGACGUCUCUCUUUAGUAGAAUCUUUAUUUUGUGAACUUUUUUUUUGCAAGUGUGCUAUCGUCUGCUUAGAAAAAUUAUAUGCUUGUAUCCACUGAGUGAAACAUGAUAAUGAUAUAUUUGUGUGUUGGAUA